CUCUCUUCCGUUCCAUUCCAAAAUCAUAAUCACUACCGAAGCCAAAACCUACACUUUCUCUCUUUCCUUUUCUUCCUUAUUGUUCUGUUCUGUUCUGUUCUGUUCUGCACUACGCAUCUCAUGCGCCAAAAUGGAGCGAAAGAAAACCUUUACAAUGAACUGGGACGCCCUCGGCGACCACGACGAUGACGAUGACCAUUUUUUUGAAACAUGUGAUCGCCUCUCCAACGCCGUUCCUGUCGACCUCGGCUCCUCCGGUUCCGACGACGAAGAUGAAUUCGAAGACCCUCGCGCAUCAUUUUCCUGCGCUUCCACCACUGAAUACAGGAACUAUGCAGCCUCCUCUAUUUCAUGCGCUUCCACCACUGAAUACCGGAACUACGCAGCCUCCUCUAUUUCCUGCGCUUCCACAACUGAAUACCGGAACUACGCAGCCGAAGCCGCAGCCGCAAUGUCGCCGGAAUAUAACAUCUGGAUGGCCGCCCCUGGAUCGAUUAAGGAACGCCGGAAACGUCUUCUUGCCGGAAUGGGCUUAUCGAACGAGAAAGAGCUGGCUAGGGUCGCCAGUAAAGAGGUGACUCGCGCUAUUUCCAUCAAAGUUGAAAAAGGACAGGCCUCGUCUCCUGAAGUUAGUAGCGGUCCAGGCGUAGAAGUGAAACCGCCGGAGGUUUCAACAGCGCCAGUACCGGGUGUGCUGGUCCGUUGUAAGUCUGCUAGUAAUAUAAAGGCAUUUUCGAGCGAUAAAAAAAGAAAAGAAGAAUUUUUAGGAAAUAUGGCCAAACAAAGCCUUAAAAGAUCAUCAUCAAUGGUAGUUGUGUCAAAUACAAAAACUUGUCCAUAUAAAGAUUCUGUUACAGCUUCGGCGCAGAACGGAGGAAGCGUACGUUCGCUUGGCCCGAACGGUGGCUUAACGCCGAUGUUAUCAGAUAACAGGUUUGGUGCUUUCUUCUUGAUUAAGAAUUUGGAUACAGGAAAAGAAUUUAUUAUUAAUGAGUAUGAACAAGAUGGAACGUGGAAUAGAGUAAGUGAUCUUCAAACAGGAAAGCAAUUGACAAUAGAAGAAUUCGAAACAUGCGUUGGACAUUCAAGAGUUGUUAAAGAAUUAAUGAAGAGAGACACGGUUGGUGAUGAUGAUAGAAAAAUUAGCGCUAAUUCAUAUUUGUCCAAAAGUUUAAGACUUAGCAAAAGAAGAGGUGCAGCUAUCUUGAAGAAUAUAAAAGGUGUUGCUCAUUCUAUGUCCAUAACUGGAUUAAGAAAUGCUGAUAAAGAGCAUAACUCGCCUACGGCUGAAUCAAAACCUGGAGGAGCAGGAGCAGGAUCAGUAGGCAAGAAUAAUUCUUCUUCUGCAUCUUCAUCAGGAUGGAUGAAGGUUAGGCAGGUGGCGAAAUCACAUAAGGAGUUAAGUGCUAUGCAUUUGUGUCAAGAGAUUCAGGCUCAUCAAGGUUCAAUAUGGACUAUGAAGUUUAGUCCUGACACAAAAUUUCUCGCUAGUGGUGGUGAAGAUAGGACUAUUCAUAUAUGGGAAGUUCAGGAAUGUGAAAUUAUGUCCUUGAAUGAAGGGAAUUUGACUCCGUUUCAUCCAUUCUCAUCUACUCCGGCACUAGGAGAUGUCACACCAACCCCUUCUGAAAAGAAAAAGAAGAAGAAGGGUUCCGCUAGUAGAAAAAUCAAUCCUAUUCCAGAAUAUGUUCAUGUGCCAGAAUCUGUGUUUUCCUUAUCGGAGAAACCGAUAUGCUCUUUCAACGGUCAUCUUGAUGAUGUCCUUGACCUGUCCUGGUCCAGAUCUCAGCUACUUCUUUCGUCUUCAAUGGACAAAACUGUUCGUUUAUGGGACAUGGAGACGAAGAGCUGUCUAAAGUUGUUUGCUCACAAUGAUUAUGUAACCUGCAUACAAUUCAACCCCAUGGAUGACAACUUCUUCAUAAGUGGUUCGCUCGAUAACAAGGUUCGAAUUUGGAACAUACCUGACAGGCAACUUGUGGAUUGGACUGAUCUUCAUGAAAUGGUCACUGCUGUUUGCUACACGCCGGAUGGGCAGGGAGCACUUAUUGGUUCGCAUAAAGGGAAUUGCCGUAUGUACAGCGUUGAGGAUUGCAAACUGAGUCAAGUUGAGCAGAUAGAUUUACAAAACAAGAAGCGACCAAAAAAGAUAACUGGUUUUCAGUUUUCCCCAGGCAAUCCAUCUGAAUUUAUUGUUUCUUCUGCUGAUUCUCGAAUUCGGAUCUUGGAAGGUUCAGAAAUCAUCCAUAAAUUCAGAGGUUUCAGAAAUCUUAAUAGCCAAAUUGCAGCUUCAUUCAGUAAAGAUGGAAAAUAUGUAAUAUGUGCAAGUGAAGAUUCUAAUGUUUUUGUGUGGAAGAGAGACGAGCGAGCAGGAAGUGGAAAAGGGAAGAGUAUGAUAAAUUCUCGAUCUCACGAAAGCUUUCAAUGCAGAGAAGUAUCAAUAGCAAUCCCAUGGCCAGGUACUGUAAAAGGUGAUCCUCCACCUGCACAAGUCCAUUCGAAAAGAAACUCAAAACGUUCUUCUACGUCACAAACACCUUCCUCUUGCUCUUCGCCAACCAAAGAAGACGGAUCUGUUAGUGGCAGAAGAAAUUCUGGAACUGAUUCACCUCCUAAAGAAGAAGCUUGUCCUUGUCCUUCUCCUUCUCCUUCUCCAGCAACAAACAAUAAAAAACAAUUGCCACCGCUUCCGAAGAAAAACGGCAGCAGCAGCAGCGGCAACGGCAGCGGCGGCAACAACAACAACAAUAACAAUGUAGAGAGCACUCCGUCGCCGGAAGAUGAUCCAUCCAUGAUUUCCCGGUCAGAGUCUAAUAUAGGUGACUCAUUCAGUUCUGCUGUAUCUUCUUCAGCGAGGCAUGGCGAUUCAUCUGCUAUUUCUGCUACUCCAAGUCCAUCUUCUUCUUGGCCUUCCACUUGGUCAUGGUUUGAUAGUAGCCAUGGAAAUAAUUCUAUCCAAGCAAAUGCUUGGGGUAUGGUGAUUGUUACAGCAACUUUGGGGGGUGAAAUUCGAGCCUACCAAAAUUUUGGGUUGCCACGUAGGAUUGGCCGCCAAACCAACCUGUUUUAAGACAUUUCGCAAACGUUUUUGUUUUGGGUUUUUGUUUGUAUUAGUGAAAAUAGAAGCAUAAUUAACAUGGUUUUAUUUCCCCUUUUCCUGCGUCAAAAUCAAACAACAUGAGCAAUUCUGUGUAUUGUAUAUGCCAAAGAAGUUUGUGGAAAGUUUGUAAAUUAAAUACUUUGCUUUUUUUCUAA
Molecule: messenger RNA, 3255 nt
Organism: Jatropha curcas
Lineage: Eukaryota; Viridiplantae; Streptophyta; Magnoliopsida; Malpighiales; Euphorbiaceae
Molecular function (GO): protein binding
Source: RefSeq, a predicted model, not a curated record